GUGUUGUUAUGUUCGCACCGAACCCGAAGUAUAAGUGGGGUUUGUCGUUCAUCUCCGCGUUUCAGCUUCCUCUUUUCUUUUUCUUCUAUUCCUGAGUGGGUUUUAGCGGAGCAUGCCGUUAAGCGCGAAAGAAGUAAGAUGGUUCGCAUUGGAUGGGCUGGUAAACCGAUACUGGAAUAAAGUUUUUGUAGAAUGCUGGGUCGGAUGGGGGACGAUCAACGGGUGCCUGGCGACUGUCGAUCAACCAAAGUUGGUGCAGUCAUGAUGGCGAUUUGGUGCGUAUAUAUUCUGGGUUGGUGCUGCGGAGUGUGUACUCACCAAGCCACUCCUUCUCAUAUCACUGUCUUUCUUUGCUGUAGCCAGGACGCUCCUUUCGAAUUGUACAUUAAACAGAAACACACGCACACACGCAACCACUCGCUACGCAAUAUGGAGCGCACAUCUACUCACGGCUCGACAUCGUCGAAAGGUUCACAAAUUUCCAUCAGAGAGCGUAUCGGAAAGCCGAGUAAAUAUCUGUGGCAGGUCCUGAAGCAAUGCAAGAUACUCUGAUGGAUCGGUUGAGCUUAACAGGGCUAGUGAGCGAUUUCGGAGCAGGAAUGAGGAAUUAAAUAGAGAAAAGAGAGAG
This is a messenger RNA of Alternaria alternata, 628 nucleotides long. RefSeq lists its product as hypothetical. Lineage: Eukaryota; Fungi; Ascomycota; Dothideomycetes; Pleosporales; Pleosporaceae. The record is from RefSeq and is a predicted model, not a curated record. Bases 193 to 552 code for a protein of 119 amino acids. The transcript has 2 exons.